GCCUCAACGCCGAUAUUGAAGGUUUUCAAGGUUUUCAGACAUCACCAUCUGGUCCUGGACGACAUCGAUGAAGACACGACUUUUGAGGACAUAAGGGUCCGAAGUCAUCGUGGAUCAUGGUGGGUGGUCCAGGCGGGAAGAAGACGGGCGGUGCGAAAGAAGAUUCUAAGCCACUGGCGAUAAAGGGCAAACAGUCUGUCAGCGACAAUGCAGAUAGAAUAGACUCGCCCGGGAGCGUAUCCUCCAGUGUAACCACGAAAAUCGAAGAUAACCUUCACAGACAUGAUCACGCCACAGCACACCAAGUCUCAUUGCCGAGGCCACAGGCAUCAAACCGAGGGAGUUGGUCAUGGCGAGCCAAAGCCACACCGGUAGCCUCAGUAGCUAAAGAGAGUAUAUUCGUCGAACAAGGCGUGAGUUCGGAGAGUGCAGAGGUGCGGAGACCGAGCCCGAGCGUAUCAAAGAGCAUGAAAGGCAGCAGGAAGAGCGUUCCAUUAGUCGCAGAAGCUACACGAGUCCAUGCCACGAGCGAUGGCGCAGCCAACACAAAAUCGCAAUCAUCGAGUAAACGGUCGGUCGACAACUCAGCAGCCGAGACAAAGUCGGAAAAACCUGGCCCAUCGAGUGUGCCUUCGGAGGAAGAAGUAGCGCAUGCAUCAGACGUGAAGGAGACUACACCGGAUGUCGUCGAUACACCAAACGAAGGACCGAACGUAGAAGGCGGAGGCGGUGAUGCGAGGCCACAGUCGGGAAGUUGGUUGAAGUGGUGGUCACGCCCAGAUGGCUACGGCAGCGACACGGAGAAGAUACAGCCAAAACGAGUAGCGAAACAGCCACGAUUAGAUACGGCUGAAGAAGAGACCAGCACAACCCAAGCGAUAGAGCAACCAAGUCCUUCAUUACAAGAUGCUGAGAAAGGUCCAAAUGCGAAUACUGCAGAAGAAAACGUAAAGCCAGAAAUGACCUCCAAUCCAAAUGCUGGGCGAUCUUGGUUCGGGCUUUGGAGUCAUGCUCAGAACGAGCAAGCCGCAGCAGAACAGAAUCAAGCGACCGAUGCGGAGAGAGAGCAACAGAACAGCGACUCUCAAGACAACACGAGCGUGAUCACUGCACCAACCGAGCCCGCCAUCACAAGCGCGACGUCUGGCAACCCAGGCUCGACCAGCAAUGCAGUCACCAAGGACAUUGAAUCAGGACCCGACCGACCAAAGCCAUCGGGGUGGGCAUUUUGGUCGAUGGACAAGGCGACAACGGCUGGAGACACUGCUACUGCGAACGAGACGCAAAUGCAAGUUGGAGAGCUAGCUGUCGCUGACACUCCGUCUCAGAGUCAUCCAGAAGCUGCACAAUUCAACGAACAGCGUCAAGAAAGGAAAAAUGCAGGCCCAACCACUCCGAAGCGCGCAUCAUCCCUGUUGAGUAAGGCGAGCAAAGAUAUUACGGAGAGCCCAGCUCCUACACGGAAGCUGGCGGAUUCUCCCGCGACCAAUAAUCCUCAGGCGGUAGCAGCAGCGACUUCACAAGCAAAGGCGACACUUGAACAUAUCGAACAGCCCGUGCCCGUCUAUCGAAAUAAAGAAUCGCAGGCUCGCCCGAACCUCGUCCUUCCUUCCUUCCGCGAUUCCUUCUCGCCAGCACCGACGAUAGGGUAUCUUGAUCGCCUCACAUCAUAUUUGGCGCAGUCAUUUCACAUUCCCGGGGCCGAACCACCUCGCCCGCCAACAUAUCCAUAUAUUAGUCGAACACCGCACAAGGUCAAGAAGGCCAUUGCGAUAGGAAUUCAUGGAUUCUUCCCAGCCGCAGUGUUCAACAGGGUCAUUGGUCAACCUACAGGCACCUCAAUACGUUUCGCAGGCUACGCGGCAGCCUCGAUCAAAGAGUGGUGUCAACAGCAUCAACCCGAUGUCAAGGACGUCCGAAUUGAGAAGGUCGCGCUUGAAGGCGAGGGUAACAUCGCCGAACGUGUGACAACCUUGUGGAAAUUGCUGCUCAAUUGGCUCAGCCAUCUUCGACAAGCAGACUUUAUUCUCGUCGCAGCGCACAGUCAAGGUGUGCCCGUUGCCACAAUGUUAGUCGCAAAGCUCCUACAGCUUGGAGCUUUGGCUCCGAACGUUCGCAUUGGCAUUUGUGGUAUGGCUGGGAUCAACCUUGGCCCAUUCAUAGAAUACAAGUCUCGUCUCUUUGGAAACACGGCGCUCGAGCUCUUUGACUUUUGCGACAGCACCUCAAAGGUUAGCAUAGCGUAUGCCGAUGCGGUCGAUGUUUGCCUACGGAACAAUGUCCGGAUCACCUACAUUGGCAGCCUAGACGACCAACUCGUCAGUCUCGAAAGCAGUCUACACGCGCCAUUGAGCCAUCCGUAUGUCAACCGUGCAGUCUUCAUUGACGGCCGCUUGCACACCAGCAACUUCUUAACACAUCUCGUGGUGUUCUCGGUGAAGCUGCGGAAUCGGGGCAUCUCCGACCAUGGCCUUCUCCGCGAGAUCAGUGCACCGCUUGCGGGCAGUCUCGUCGGAGGCGAGGGUCAUUCGCGGGUAUAUGAUGAUCCUGCUGUAUACACCUGUGCAGCGGAAUUUGCGCUUGAGAGCACCGACAUGCAUGUUCCGGCGCAGGCCCAAGCAGUCACGACUGAAGCGAUUGGCGAUGACGAUCGCCAGAAGAUCAACGCCCGGCGAGCGAGCCUGUCAGGAUACCCUCGCGAAAUGGCCGCUGCGAAUCUCAUGCGACGAGGGAGUCUUGGCGUGGGAUUGCCAGGCAUCGCGCCGAUCAUCGCUCCUUACCACGUCCACGCCAGCACAGCCGGAUCUACCUCUGCGACGAACGUCGCGGAGAAGAAUCCAUUUGUCCUGCCGUGGGCUGUACGAGGCAUGCUAGAGGAAGAGGCCGUCAAGAAGGAUCCCGAGCUGCAGGCAGAGGUGCACGAACUGGUGUGGGAGUUUGAACAGUGGAGACCGACGGGCAAGGGGCUCAAAGACGUGCGGUGGAGGCUUGAGGGCGUGCGAAGCUUGCUAUGAGGUUGCUUCGGAAUCUUCCGAUUGCGCACGUUGUCAGAUAGACCGUGAAACUAGCGUGGGAGGUUAUGAGAAAUGCACAAUAUACACGAGGUGACGUGCGGAGUCGCCAUUGUUCUAAGUUUCUACAACGUACUGUGACGGCCCA
Molecule: messenger RNA, 3159 nt
Organism: Dissoconium aciculare CBS 342.82
Lineage: Eukaryota; Fungi; Ascomycota; Dothideomycetes; Mycosphaerellales; Dissoconiaceae
Exons: 1
Coding region: 117-3014 (965 amino acids)
Source: RefSeq, a predicted model, not a curated record